Molecule: messenger RNA, 3116 nt
Organism: Drosophila guanche
Lineage: Eukaryota; Metazoa; Arthropoda; Insecta; Diptera; Drosophilidae
Exons: 3
Coding region: 81-3068 (995 amino acids)
Biological process (GO): tRNA methylation
Cellular component (GO): cytoplasm
Molecular function (GO): protein binding
Source: RefSeq, a predicted model, not a curated record
AAAUGGAUAUAUCGAUAUAGUAUCAACUAUACUCGUUGGUAUUUUUCUAAUAUUGUUUAUCACAAUCCUCCAAAUUCCAAAUGACUUUAAUAUCGGAUGUAUUAGGCUUGCACGUGUCUUCCAAAUUUAUAUUGGCCGGCCAUGGAAAUCAGGCAGUUUUGCAUUCCCCGACAGCACCCCUCCAAUUACCACUAGACGCUCGUCAAGCAAAAGUACAUGGCUUUGCAUUGAGUUCUUGCCAUGGCUCAAAACACCUGUUAUUGCUAUAUGGUGAAAAUGCAUUCUCGUUAUUAAUUUAUAACGUUGAUGAAAAGAGUGAGCCGUUUCAAAUAAUAUACGAAGGUGAAACAAGGGACUGGAUUAACGCUGCCACAAUUUUUGACAAUGAUGAAACAAAUGACUGGAAAUUUGUGUUGCACAUGUCUCACAGCUCACUCUUAUACCUUCAGUGUAGCAUCUCAUCAAAGUUAGUCUGCACUGUUUUGGAAUUAGCCAGUUGUACCGACUUCUCAAUGCUCUACCACACGCAUCUGUAUGGUAAUAGCUACAAUGUUUUGGCAAUAAUAAGCGGGAAUGCGUUUGGUGAAUUGUUGAUUUGGCAAACGCAUGGUGCAAUAGAUAUCGAUGCAAUUAAUUCAAAAAGGAAAACAUAUCCAUUGCUAUUACGUAUUCAAGCACAUAAUGGGGUUAUCUUCUCCAUUAAUCUGAACCUUGAGUCAAAGAUUUUAGUUACUACAUCUGAUGAUCGUUCUGUGAAGUUCUGGAAAAUUGACAAGGUCGGGCCAUGGAAGACAGUCGACAUAAAUCCUAUGUUUAGCUGCUUUGGUCAUACUUCACGAGUUAUGUGUUCUACCGUCGUCGAAAAUGGUGGCCAAGCACUUGUUAUUAGUGGUGGAGAGGAUUCUUAUGUGUGCAUUUGGAACUCUUCCGGAGAUUUGUUAUUAAAACGUCAACAACAAUUUGGGGCACCUAUAUGGCGAUUAGGUUUUCAUAAAGCUACCUCUACACUCUAUAGUACUAGUUCCAUAGGAAAUGUAAUUGCUUACAACAUUAAGAACGUUUUUACCCCGCAGAAAAAUCAAAUCACUGUGAUGAAUGACUUAGGUGCGGCAAACGAGUUCAUCGGAAAGGUAAAAUUCGUUAAUGCCACGACUAUUGUUGGGAUAAGUAGCAAAAAUCGCUUAUUUUAUAUGAACUUAGCAGAUGCAUCGCCGCACUUGAAUAAGUGGCAUCUGGUGCCGAACUUUCCCUGCUACAAACGCACAGUGCUCGAAUUGUUUGAUGGAGUCAUUGCUACUUGUGGUUACCAGAGAAUAACGUUGCACAGUUACAAUGUGCAAAAACAACAAUUCGAGAUUUUGUUUGAUGGCGUUAGACUUAAAGGAACAAUUCGCGCAUUUCAUUUUUUAACCAAAGAACAUUACCUUGUAUCCGAUGACUUAGGAAAUUGUCAGCUUCUAAAGGGACGUGAGCUAGAUUUGGAUUCAAAUAUUUUGUUGAAUGAUUGUGAUAGAUCCUGGACAACUGCCGCCAUCCUCGUAUUAGAAAAAUUUCUCUUGUUAAGUAAUCGUAAGGGUCAUUGUAUGGUUUACCACCGCGGUGCUGGGAAUAAUUUUGAGCUGAAAAACAUUAUCAAAUGUUUGCAUGGAAACAUGGGCUCAACUUUUUUAAAGUUAUUGAAUUUAAAUAGUCACCAAGUCGACGUGAUGAGUGGAAGCCACGAGCCUUAUUUGAAAUAUCUACGAUUGACACUAGCUGAUUGUAGUUUAACAGUCUUCAAAAAGGAGAGCGUCCCCCUAGGAUGGGUUGAAGCGUCCCAAGGUGAAGAUGUACUUCUUGGCUUCAAUGAUAAUCAUAUUGUGGCCUGGUCGCGUCAAUACGAUGUGCUUAUGCAAAAGGCUUGUGGGGGUGGUCAUCGCUACUGGGACUACCAUCUAAACAAUGGUAUACUUAAUAUAUGUUUUAUAAAACAAAAAAAAGUGUUAUUUUACCGUAGCUUACUUUACAAGGAAGACAGCCCCAUAAAUCUAAAGCGGAUUAACUGGCACACCCGCAAUUGCAACACAAUAAAACUUCUUACGGCCCACAAUCUACUUACACCCUUAAUUCUAUCAGCAGGGGAUGACAAUAUCAUAAAGAUUUCCAAGCUAGUCGACGAUAACUUAAUUCAUUGUGCCGAAAUUCACUCACACAUUUCAAGUGUACGUUCGUUAGAGGCUUGUCUCUAUAAAUUUAAAAAUCAUGUACUUACGUGGCUAAUUUUCUCAGUCGGAGGACGAUCUCAACUUUGCAUUAAUCAAAUUGACGUCACAGUUGCUAGUGAGUGCCACGUGAGUGAGCUGUGUACUCACAAAGUUCAAAAUACGUCAGAGUCAAAAAUCGGCACUCUUGAAGCAAGACUGAUGGCAAUUGACAUCGCACAACAUACCCUUUCGGGUGUUUUUACGUUAUAUAUAGCCAGUGCUGAAGGUCAAAUUCGCCUUUAUCGUUGGCAACAUGAAAGACCCUCAGAACUACACUUUGUUAAUUUUAUUGAUAUAAAAAGAUGUCCACUUAAAAUGCAGUGGAUCAAUAGCAAAAGGCUUUUGCUCAUCACAACAACAAACGGAGAAAUUUACGCAUAUGACCAGACGCUUUCCAUAAAACGUUUUCAACUCCAACUACACAACGGUGGCAUUAAUACCUUAGAUAUCAAAAUUGAUGGGCAGUUUUUGCACCUUUUGUCUGGCGGAGAUGACGAAGAUAUACGGUAUACAAUUAUAAAUUUCGACAACUUAACAAUAGAGGAGACCAGGGAGUUUUUGGGUCUGCACAAUGCUCAGGUUAAUGCAGUAUCAUUACAAGAGGAAAAUGAUAGUGGCACGUCGCAACUAUUUGCUUAUUCAUGCAGUGUAGAUAAACAGAUAUAUAGGAUCAAUUUGAGAACCCGUCAGUUCAUUCGAGUUGGAUGCACGUGCAUAGCUGAUAUAAAAGGGAUGUUGCUGGAUGAUCAUCAGCGCAUGUAUUUUUACGGAUGUGGAAUUCAAAUUUUGCGUCGUAAAUUAUUUAAUAAAGGAUAUUUAAAAUGAAUUUUCAUUCACUAUUUUAAGUAAGUCGCUAGCAUAAGAUGUUGUCUC